AUGGAGCCACAGCCUAUAUCCACCGAAGAUGGCUCACAGGCCAGCCAAAUGCGCCAGCCCAAGAAGAGAUUUGUCGGCCGACGAGCGGCAGAUGCUCAAGCACAGAAGGAAUCGACCGGACAAAAAGAUGUAGAGUCUACAGCGGUCCAAACAGCCGCGCCCCGCAGAACUGCUCGCACGCUCAACCAAGUCCCGCCAGAGAUCCUGAACGACCCCGAGAUCAAAGAAGCCAUCGAGCUCCUGCCCAGCAACUACUCCUUCGAGAUCCCCAAAACAAUCCACAGAGUACGAACAUCAGGAGCCAAGCGCGUCGCCCUUCAAUUCCCUGAGGGUCUCCUAAUUUUCGCCACCACGAUCUCCGACAUCCUCACCCAAUUCUGCCCAGGCAUCGAAACCCUAAUCAUGGGCGACGUCACCUACGGCGCCUGCUGCAUCGACGACUACACAGCACGCGCCCUAGGCUGCGAUCUCCUCGUCCACUACGCUCACAGCUGCUUGAUCCCAGUUGACGUAACGAAGAUCAAAACCCUGUACAUCUUCCGAAACUUCAAACCAGGCCAAUCAAUCGCAACUGUCGGCACAAUCCAAUUUAACGCUACUCUCCACGGCCUGAAGCCUGUCCUUGAACGCGCCGGCUUCCGCGUCAUCAUCCCACAGAUCACCCCGCUCUCCAAAGGCGAGAUCCUAGGCUGCACUUCGCCCCAGCUCUCAGAUACCGAAAUCGACGCCAUUCUCUACCUCGGAGACGGCCGCUUCCAUCUCGAAUCCGCUAUGAUUCAUAACCCCUCUAUCCCGGCUUAUAGAUAUGAUCCGUACUCUCGCACACUCACGCGUGAAAGCUACGAGCACGAGGAAAUGCACACGAUUCGCCGUGAUGCCAUUGCUACUGCGAAGUCGGCGCGGAAGUGGGGUAUCAUUCUUGGUUCGUUGGGUCGGCAAGGUAACCCACACACCAUGUCGAUGAUUGAGAAGCACCUGCGUGAGCGCGGAAUCCCAGUUGUCAAUUUGCUUCUUAGUGAGAUUUUCCCAGGGAAGCUUGCUUCGAUGGCGGAUGUCGAGUGUUGGGUGCAGAUUGCUUGUCCGCGUUUGAGUAUUGAUUGGGGAUAUGCGUUCUCGCGGCCUUUGUUGACGCCGUAUGAGGCGCUGAUUGCGUUGGGUGUGAGGGAGAAUUGGGAUACUGGGAAUAAGGGUGUUUAUCCAAUGGAUUUCUAUGCGAAGGAGGGUCUUGGUCGGACAAAGCCGCAGAUUGCAUAG
Messenger RNA from Penicillium brevicompactum, 1254 nucleotides. RefSeq names its product 2-(3-amino-3-carboxypropyl)histidine synthase (gene dph1). The record is from RefSeq and is a predicted model, not a curated record. Gene Ontology annotation, molecular function: 2-(3-amino-3-carboxypropyl)histidine synthase activity. Lineage: Eukaryota; Fungi; Ascomycota; Eurotiomycetes; Eurotiales; Aspergillaceae. Gene Ontology annotation, biological process: protein histidyl modification to diphthamide. The coding region runs from base 1 to 1254 and encodes 417 amino acids. The transcript is spliced from 3 exons.